GUUUCUGAGCUAUAGACGUUGCCAAUUUUCACUCUGACUUCGCUAGUCGAAGGUCUCAUUUUCGGAUAAAUUCUCCCUUUCGACGCAAAGAUGAGUGGUGGAGUUUAUGGUGGAGAUGAGGUUGGAGCCUUGGUGUUCGAUGUUGGCUCUUACUCUGUUAGGGGCGGAUACGCAGGGGAAGACUCACCAAAGGCUGAAUUCCCAACCACCAUCGGGUCAGUCGAUUGCAAAGAUGAGGAAUCCAUGGACAUCGACGGUCAGACGCAACCGAUCAUCAAAGAUGGCGCCACCAAGAAGCGUCACGUAGUCGACACGCCUUAUCUCACGUUCGUUCGCGAAGGCAUGGAGCUCGGUACACCACUCAAAGAUGGCAUGGUUGAAGAUUGGGACAUGUUUCAAGCUGUCUUAGACCAUGCCUAUAAGAAGUACAUCAAAUCUGAUCCCUGUCUACAUCCUGUGCUCAUGUCUGAACCCGCGUGGAAUAUUCGUCAGAAGAGAGAGAAGCUUACAGAGCUUAUGUUUGAGCAGUACAACAUUCCCGCGCUCUUUUUAUGUAAGAGCCCUGUUCUCUCCGCCUUUGCCAAUGGGAGAGCGACAGGCUUAGUAAUAGACAGUGGAGCAACUCACACCACAGCAGUGCCUGUAUAUGAAGGCUAUGUCAACCAAUCAGCUAUUGUUAAAAGUCCGCUUGGAGGGGACUUCAUAAGCAUGCAAUGUAAAGAGUUCUUUGAUGAGGAGAAGAUAGAUGUGGUCCCUGCUUACAGGAUAGCAUCAAAGGAAUCUGUCAAAGAGGGCGCCCCACCAAACUUCAAGGAGAAAGAACUGCCCAAUGUAACGAGAUCGUGGAAGAGUUACAUGGACAGGCUUCUGAUACAGGACUUCCAGGCCGCUACUCUCCAGGUGAUGGAUUCGCCGUAUGAUGAGGAGACCGCAGAACAGAUGCCGGCAGAAGUCUACGAAUUCCCCAACGGAUACAACAGAGAGUUUGGUGCCGAGAGAUACCGCAUUCCAGAAAAGCUCUUUGACACAUCCCUCGUCAAGGGUGCUGAUGGUAAUAGUAUGCUAAGUAUGAGCCACGUCGUAACCACUAGCGUGGGACUAUGUGAUGUCGAUAUCAGAGGGGCUCUCUUCAGCAAUGUUAUUGUGACAGGAGGUAAUAGUUUAUUACGAGGCUUCACCGACAGACUGCAUAGGGAUCUACAGAGCAAAAUACCAGCUAAUAUGAAACUAAAGUUGAUCUACUCCAGCACCAGUUCAUCAGAGAAGAGAUUCAGUUCAACAGAGAGGAGAUUCAGCUCUUGGAUAGGUGGCUCUAUACUGGCAUCACUGGGUACAUUCCAACAGAUGUGGAUAUCGAAGCAGGAAUAUGAAGAACAAGGGAAGUCGGUUGUCGACAAGAAAUGCCCAUGAGAGUGACCAAUCCCCUACGACCCCAUUAGGAUGGACAUAAAAUACUUGGGAUACAAUUUGGAAUUUCAUGACAGCGAUUUCAUGCAUUUCGUCAUGCAUGCUCGCAAGUUGCACCAAGGUGUGUCAUCAAUCCUUCAUGUUAAUUUUAAGAGAUUGGUCAAUAGCAGUGUACUCAAUGCCGCGCAUUAAUCAGUGCCUUUCUUUCAAACUGAUUUAAACCGCAUUUAAGUACAACAGUUUUCCUGAAUUUUUUUACUUUUUUUUACCUUUAUUCUUUCCUACACAUGGAAUUCAUCAUUCUAAGCCAAAAGAUUGUAGGCGUAAUUUUUAUAACAAAUCACAGGUGACAGGUGAGACCUUGGAGCUCUGGUUAAUUAAAGUCAAAUUAGGGUUAUUUUAUGCCUUUGAAUCAGACAAUCUGUAGUUCGACUAUAUAUUUACAUCAUUUAUUUCCACAAUAAGAUAAACAAAUAAACUUAUGAUGAGCUACAAUGGAAGUUCACCCUGAAGAAAUAGCAGAAAAAUGAUGACAAAU
This is a messenger RNA of Lytechinus variegatus (green sea urchin), 1945 nucleotides long. RefSeq names its product actin-like protein 6B. Gene Ontology annotation, biological process: regulation of transcription by RNA polymerase II; nervous system development. Gene Ontology annotation, cellular component: SWI/SNF complex; NuA4 histone acetyltransferase complex. The transcript is spliced from 13 exons. Bases 91 to 1410 code for a protein of 439 amino acids. Lineage: Eukaryota; Metazoa; Echinodermata; Echinoidea; Temnopleuroida; Toxopneustidae. The record is from RefSeq and is a predicted model, not a curated record. Gene Ontology annotation, molecular function: chromatin binding.